GAUCUCUUUGGUAGAAUGUGACUUCUGAAGAGCAGAUGCUGCCCUCCUCUAUCCUGUUUGCCCUACUAUGAUGGACGAGUGGAAACCUAAUCCACUAGCCAAGCCUCGAAAGAAACGCAGCUGGUAUCUGGCUUGGAAGUACAAGCUGACCAACCAGAGGGCCCUACGGAGGCUGUUUCAGACAGGGGCUGUUCUCUUCUUGCUGGUGACUGUCAUAGUAAACAUAAAACUGAUCUUGGAUACUAGGAGAGCAGCCAGUGAAGAAGAGGAGUCUGCUCAGGAUUAUGAUGAAGGCUUGCAGAACGUGGAGAUUCCACGGAGGCCAGUCAACAGUAGGAAAGUUCUGGAUAUUGAGGUGUACUCCAGUCGCUCCAAGGUCUAUGUGGCGGUGGAUGGGACGACGGUUUUGGAAGAUGAAGCCCGGGAGCAGGGCAGAGGGAUCCAUGUGAUUGUGUUAAAUCAGGCUACGGGCCAUGUGAUGGCAAAACGGGUUUUUGAUACCUACUCUCCACAUGAGGAUGAAGCCAUGGUCCUUUUCCUCAAUAUGGUGGCCAGAGGCCGCAUUCUGAUCUUCACUAUUAAGGAUGAGGGCUCCUUUCACUUGAAAGACACAGCAAAGAGUCUUCUGAAGAGUUUAGGAAGCCAGAUUGCAGAAUCCCUCAGCUGGAGGGACAUGUGGACUUUUGUGGGGAAGAAAGGAGGUGGGAUCUAUGGUGAAAAACAUGCCAAGUCAGUUGCACUUUCCACAUGGGGGGAACCAGUCUUACUGAAAACUGAAGUCCAGCUGACCUCUGUGGAAGAUGCUGAAUGUCACUGGCCUGACACAGAGUUAAACCGACGGAGGAAACACUUCUGUAGCAAAGUGGAAGGUUAUGGCAGUGUCUGCAGCUGUAAGGACCCUACGCCUAUAGAGUUCAAUCCUGAGCCACUCAAAGACAACAAAGUUUUUGAUGUGCCAGUUGCUGUCAUUGCAGGAAACAGACCAAACUACUUAUACAGGAUGCUUCGAUCUCUGCUGUCAGCACAAGGGGUUAAUCCUCAGAUGAUCACAGUCUUUAUCGAUGGAUAUUAUGAGGAGCCAAUGGAUGUGGUGGAAUUAUUUGGGCUGAAAGGAAUUCAGCACACCCCUAUCAGCAUUAAAAAUGCCAGAGUCUCCCAGCACUACAAGGCCAGUCUGACAGCAACAUUCAACUUGCAUCCAGAUGCCAGGUUCGCUGUGGUGCUGGAAGAAGACUUGGACAUUUCCAUUGAUUUCUUCAGUUUCCUAAGCCAGAGUAUUUAUUUGCUGGAGGAAGAUGACAGCAUGUAUUGCAUCUCUGCUUGGAAUGAUCAGGGUUAUGAGCACACAGCUGAAGAUCCUUCUCUCUUGUAUCGUGUGGAGACCAUGCCAGGCCUGGGUUGGGUGCUGAGGAAGUCCCUCUACAAGGAUGAGUUAGAGCCCAAAUGGCCAACACCAGAAAAGCUCUGGGACUGGGAUAUGUGGAUGCGAAUGCCAGAGCAGCGGAAGGGCCGAGAAUGUAUCAUCCCUGAUGUAUCACGUUCAUACCAUUUUGGCAUUGUGGGGCUCAACAUGAAUGGCUACUUCCAUGAAGCCUAUUUCAAAAAGCACAAGUUCAAUACAGUCCCUAAUGUACAGCUUAAAAGUGUGGAAAGCUUGAAGAAAGAUGCAUAUGAGAUUGAGAUUCACCAACUGCUCAGUGAGGCAGAGGUUCUGGAUCACAGCAAGAACCCUUGUGAGGAUUCCUUUGUGCCAGAUACAGAGGGAAAGAUCUAUGUGAUGUAUAUCAAGAUGGAGCAAGAAGCAGAUUUCACUACCUGGACUCAACUUGCCAAGUGCCUCCAUAUUUGGGAUCUGGAUGUCCGUGGGAACCACAAGGGACUUUGGCGGCUCUUCCGGAAGAAGAACCAUUUCUUAGUAGUAGGAGUUCCUGCCUCACCAUAUUCAUUCAAGAAACCGUUGUCAGUUACCCCAAUCUACAUGGAGCCCCAAGCCAAGGAUGAGGCAGCAGGUCCUGUAGUAGCAGCAGCAGCAGCAGAACAAACGUGAAGCAGGACUUACAGCAUCAUUUGGAUUGCCUUUGCUGUCUGCUGUGAGAAGAGAGGCACAGGCAGCCAUGAAGCUCUGUGGGAUCUGUGUGUCAUUUUGCUGGAAGGUCUCAGGAGUAGGGGGCAAGACAGAUGAGCUACAGGGCUCCCCCUGCCCGAAGGCAGCUGCUGUCAAGUGUGGAUAAGUUGCCUUGAGAAGGCCACAGCAGGCUCCAUUUAGUAUUUUUCUAUGCCACUGCAACAAUGCAAUUUGUCUCAUUUUUAACACUGAUGCUUUACUAACUGUGGCCCCCUUCCCCCAAAUUGGGGGCUGGGCCAGAGGGAGCUGUUUAAAGGGUUUGGUUCCUUUUUUUAGGAACUCCUCCCACACCACUGCUUCAGGAUUUUUUUUUAUUUAUUAACUCUGUGUGGUCAGCAUACUUCUAUGGGCUGUUUUGGCUUGCUUGUAUUUCUGGUGGUUUCUAAGAUGGGUAUUAUGGUGCAAAUUGAAUGCAUGUGGGGGCAGUUCUGUGGAUAAGAUGAGCCAGCCUACCUGCAGCUUAGCUAAUAGGUAGCCAAACAAAUACAUCACCUGUACAUGAGGAGAUGGUUUUGUGUAGAAUGUGGAAUGCUGCAACAUCAGGAUGUGAGCCACAAAGGCACUCCAUGUAUUAGCACUGUGGAAUACCUGUUUUGGAUUCUCCAGCUAGUUUUCUUCUGUUCUCUUUCCCAACUUGUGUCAGAGGGGCAUGCCACACAAGAAGAGAUCUUCUAGGCUUCUGUCAACCCAUUUGGUUUUGUUGGCAAAUGAAGUCACCUUUUCCUAGCUCCAACUCAUGGCAAGAGGCAGACUUGCAGUGGCUUGCAAAGGCUGAGGAUGUAGGGCUUGUCGUUGUUACUGUUCUGUGGCUGCAGUGUGUGAUGUUGUACAGGGUCCAGGAAAAGGGUCAAGGAUCAGAUGAAAAAAUGCCUUGUGUAAGCAACUGGUAGUCUAGAAGGUUUUGGUGUGCAUCAGUUCUUAAAAGUACAGGUGAAGAAAAAUAAAUAUAACCAGAUUUUAAA
Molecule: messenger RNA, 3087 nt
Organism: Heteronotia binoei (common prickly gecko)
Lineage: Eukaryota; Metazoa; Chordata; Lepidosauria; Squamata; Gekkonidae
Gene: POMGNT1
Product: protein O-linked mannose N-acetylglucosaminyltransferase 1 (beta 1,2-)
Exons: 21
Coding region: 68-2047 (659 amino acids)
Biological process (GO): protein O-linked glycosylation via N-acetylgalactosamine
Cellular component (GO): Golgi membrane
Molecular function (GO): beta-1,3-galactosyl-O-glycosyl-glycoprotein beta-1,3-N-acetylglucosaminyltransferase activity
Source: RefSeq, a predicted model, not a curated record